GCUGGUUGAUGCAUGGCUUUAGUUUCCCGCCCCAACCUGAUCUUCUAACCCGCCCAAACUCACCUGGCCCGCCCUACAAUCGGAAGGACCCGUUGAUCGAUUCAUAAAUCUUAACCCACCUCAAAAAAAAAAAAAAAAAAAAAGAGAGAAAAAAACCCAAUACUCCAUUAAAGAAGAAGUGAAGACAUAGGAAGAAGAAGAAAAGUAUAAUCUUAAAGUCUUUUAGAAAGUGAAAGCUACAAUCUUUCCUUCCUGGGUUUGUGGCUUUUGUGGUUGCUCGUAGCUUGCCCUCCCUUAGAGAAUGGCCAUGUAUAUUCGUGUUAAGCGUAGCAAGACAACCUACUUCAUUCAGUGUGAUCCUACUGAAAAAAUUCUGGAGUUAAAGCAGAAGUUGCAUAGUCUUAUUGACGAACCUGUUGAUCACCAGCGGUUGAUUCUCGUAGAAACUGGGGAAGUGUUAGAGGAUUCCAAGACUUUGGCAGACCAGAAGGUGGAGAAUGAUGCUGUGGUGGCAUUGACCUUGAAAAAAGAUGAUAAUGAAUUUGAAGAUGUCAACAUCGUAAAGCCAACUGAUUUCUAUCAAUCUCGGGAUUCAGAUGGCGGUUCCAAUUGGUAAUGAAAAGCUCAAGUCCAGCUUAUAGCUUGUUAUGGCAAUCGGCAUGCAAUAUGGGUGGAAGAUCAUCGUGUUUGGGUUCUAAAUAUGGGUUAACAAAUUCCUGUAUGGCUGAAGUGCCUAGAGUUUAGCUGUGCUGGACUACUAGUUCUUUUUGAAGCAAGACUCUUUGCAUUGCUGUUAAAUGUUAAUUAUCAUAUGAAGGAAAAUGCAAUUUAUAAUUUUGAUGCUUGCA
Beta vulgaris subsp. vulgaris (sugar beet) is the source of this 848-nucleotide messenger RNA. RefSeq lists its product as hypothetical. Lineage: Eukaryota; Viridiplantae; Streptophyta; Magnoliopsida; Caryophyllales; Amaranthaceae. Gene Ontology annotation, molecular function: protein binding. The coding region runs from base 302 to 616 and encodes 104 amino acids. The transcript is spliced from 5 exons. The record is from RefSeq and is a predicted model, not a curated record.